This is a messenger RNA of Petromyzon marinus (sea lamprey), 345 nucleotides long. The record is from RefSeq and is a predicted model, not a curated record. NCBI's taxonomy places the organism in Eukaryota, Metazoa, Chordata, Hyperoartia, Petromyzontiformes, Petromyzontidae.
CAACAGCAUCUCCAGGCUCAACAGUCUCAACAGCAGCACCAGGCUCAACAGUCUCAACAGCAGCUCCAGGCUCAACAGUCUCAACUGCAGCGCCAGGCUCAACAGUCUCAACAGCAGCUCCAGGCACAACAGUCUCAACUGCAGCAUCAGGUUCAACUGUCUCAACAGCAGCUCCAGGCUCAACAAUCUCAACAGCAGCUCCAGGCUCAACAGUCUCAACAGCAGCUCCAGGCUCAACAGUCUCAACAGCAGCUCCAGGCUCAACAGUCUCAACUCCAGGCUCAACUGUCUCAACAGCAGCUCCAGGCUCAACAGUCUCAACAGCAGCACCAGGCUCAACAGUCU